Molecule: messenger RNA, 1256 nt
Organism: Exaiptasia diaphana
Lineage: Eukaryota; Metazoa; Cnidaria; Anthozoa; Actiniaria; Aiptasiidae
Product: lymphokine-activated killer T-cell-originated protein kinase homolog
Exons: 3
Coding region: 64-1035 (323 amino acids)
Biological process (GO): protein phosphorylation
Molecular function (GO): ATP binding; protein kinase activity
Source: RefSeq, a predicted model, not a curated record
UUGAAAUUGUUUCGGUUGAAGCGUGUUGUUGUUGUCUUUUGAUUUCAAAAGAAGUACAAAAUAAUGGCUGGAACACCAGUACACAAUCUCCAAAGAAGUGUUCUAAGAGACAGUAACUCGUUUUCUCCAUUUGCAAUCCCUCCGUCGCCAGCCAUGACAAAACUAGGCUGUGGAACUGGAGUGAAUGUUUAUCGAUUUAAUCGAAAAAGUCUUACCCACGAAGGCCUAGAAAAGUCGCCCUGGGCUGUCAAGAAAGUUACAAAAAAAGCCCGCUCUAACAUCAGUGAGCGUUUGGCUCUAGAGGCAAGUAUUUUAAAAGAUCUAAAACAUCCAAACAUUGUAGGAUUUCGCGCUCUUACAGGCAACAAAGACGGAGAACUGUGCCUCGCGAUGGAAGAUUGCCAUAUGUCGUUAAUGGACUUGAUCGACGAGAGAGCCUAUCUUGAAGAACAUUUCUCUUAUGAACAAGUCUUCAAAGUUGCCUGGUCUAUCGCUAAAGCCUUAGAAUACCUCCAUGUAGAGAAAAAGAUACUUCAUGGUGAUCUUAAGUCUGGAAAUGUCCUGAUACGUGGAGAUUUUGAGGCGGUAAAGCUCUGUGAUUUUGGGGUGGCAUUGAAGCUGAAAGAUGAUCUGUCUGGUCUUGCUGAUCCCAAAAAGCGCUAUACAGGAUCUGAGCCUUGGAAGAGCAAAGAAGUAUUGAAUCAAGACAAUGGGGGGAGAGUUUGUGACAAGACAGACAUAUUUGCCUAUGGCUUGACCAUCUGGGAAAUGUUGACCCUAAAUGUCCCUCAUGUUGAUUUAUUGGCGGACACCGAUACUGAUUGUUCAAUGAGUGGUGAAGAGGAAGACUCGGAGGAGUACCUUGCAGCUCUAGGUACUCGCCCUCCUCUGACACGUGAGAAUUUYGAUCCAUCGUUUUCAACUCUUAUCGACUUGUUCCACGUCUGCACCUUUGAGGACCCUGACAAGAGACCAUCAAGUAAAGCCAUUGUUCAGAUUCUAAAACCUUAUGCAGAAAAGAUCCUUAGGGAAUGARAAAUGGUUCAAUAUACAGUAAUACAAAUAGAAAAUCAAAGUGCUCAAUCCAAAAGAUUGUCAUACUUGGCCUGGAAGGAAGAUGUAAAAUAUAUCUGUAGGCUGGUCUGUAGUCCMCACAAAGAUUUAGAUAAGUCAAAAUGCUGUCAAUAGUUGUUUUUAUUUAAGUUGUAUGUUUAAAGUGGAAAAUGAAAAAUAUGUUAUCUUUGUAUCUCCAAAAA